This is a messenger RNA of Seminavis robusta, 1470 nucleotides long. The record is from the annotation of a GenBank genome assembly. NCBI's taxonomy places the organism in Eukaryota, Bacillariophyta, Bacillariophyceae, Naviculales, Naviculaceae.
AUGCUCCUUGUGGGGGUUGCACAUGUACCUCUCAUCUACUACUACAGCAUCAACAGCAGCACAAGUUCCUCUGCUACUGAUCGCUAUGCUUUGUCUUCGUCUACUACUAGAAUACGCAAAGAACAACUCAGUCCGCCACAUUUACAAACAUUAUCAUCUACCCAGUUUUUGUUGGAUCUGACGGCUCCUCUUGAACCAGUGCUCAAUACUACUACUACUCCCACAAACAAUAAUCAACCAGGAUGUUUGGCAUGGCGUGGCGCUCUAUCACCACAACAAGUCCGGGAUCAUCUUCUUACCACAACGUACACUCCCACGGGCAUUGUCAUGACACUGGUCUUGGGGCAAUCAUCCUUGGAUUUCUUGUGUCGCUUCUUUCCAUCGCAGUGGCAGCUAGUCAUUCAGCCACAAGGAUGGGAUGUUCUAUUGGUCUUGGGGUAUAUGGAUAACGAUAAUGAUCGCAAGCGUUCCAAACAAAAAGAACAAUUGAUUUCCUGUCUGGCGCUCCAAGAAACACAACCACCACGACAACAGACAUGGAUCAAUCAACUCAAUAACAAUAGCACAGUGACGACACGAGAGUACCACAUUGACCACACUAAUAAUAAUGUCACCACUACAACCCACAGUAACAGUCGCAUCUUCCUCACCGAAAUGGCAUUGGCCGUGCCACUAGCCGCGCUACAGAAUAAUGGCAAACUCCCACCCAUGUACCCUCGUCAAUGUCAAGCCCCCAAGGCAUAUGUCUUGGGGACCCGCUGGUACGUGUACGAAAUGCUGCACUUGAGUAUCUUGCAGGAGUACGACUAUUUCAUCAAGCUGGAUACCGAUGUCGUGUUCCUACAACCCAUUCCCCUCCAUCUCCUCCAUGACAUGACGAUUCGACGGGCCAUUUGGGCUCAUUUUGGGGCAUAUCCACCGCAUAUUCAAGCACCCUGCGGUACGGGCAUUGUAGCAGCCGUACAGGACUUUUUGCAAACCACAACAUCCACCAAUCAGCCACGACAACUCUGUAGUAGCCACAACACCCAACUAUUCCAAAAAGACGCCGAUCUAUACUACACCAAUUUUGUCAUUGGCCGCACCGACUUUUUCACAUCCCCCCCAAUCCUACAAUUCAGCCGUGCUUUGUCGGCUCCAAAUGGAUUCUUUCGCUAUCGAUGGACGGACCAAAUCGUGUGGCAUUUUGCCAUGGGUCUGCUGGUGGCGGAUAAUUUUCAAAAAGCCGUGGUGGAUUAUUCCGAAUUCCGAUGUACGCCCCGCAAUCAUUGUUGGAUGUCGGUGCAUUAUUACAAUCACGAUCGAUGCGACAAUGGAGGUGUCUUUUUCCAUACCAAGGCAAGCAAUAGCAGCAGUCCGUGGACCUGGAACGAACACUAUGUGGUGCAAAAAGAUAGUGUCGUCUUGGGGCGGUCUGCGGUUCCUUAUGAAACACAGUAUGUGGAUCAAUGCAAACAAAUGCCACUAUGA